AUGGCUCUGGAAUUCCUAGUUCGCGGCGCGAAGGCCACACGCUUAACCUGCACAGACCAAAGCCAAAAAAAAACCAAGCAUAAGAUUGAUAUUGACACAGUGGAGAAGUUUCAGACUUUAAGGAAGCAGGAGCAGAAACAUUUUGAUGACAUGGUUCAACAAUGCAAGGAUGUAGGCGCAACCCUUGUUAUUUGCAAAAGGGGUUUUGAUGGUGAAGCAAAUCAUCUCUUGAUGCACACGAACUUGCCAGCUGUUAGGUGGGUUGGUGGUGUUGAGUUGGAAUUGAUUGCCAUAGCAACAAGUGGAAGAAUUGUUCCCAGGUUCCAGGAAUUAACUGCAGGAAAGUUAGGAAAGGUUGGUAUCGUCAGAGAGAAAGCAUGUGGAACAGCUAAAGACCGGAUGUUGUACAUUGAGUACUGUGCUAAUUCAAAGGAUAAUAUCACUGACCCUACCGAAGUUGAAGCAUUAAAAGCCAUAAAAGAAAGAAUUGCAACUAAUGAAUUUGAGCUUGUCCGGAAAUUUGGUACCAGAAAUUGGCAGCUUAGCUUAUAUGGAAAGAUUGAAGUUCAUGUGGAACAAAAUAAUUGGGAGUAUUCCAAAGGAAAUUGGCAAUAUCAAAUCUCUAGUCCUCCUGCUAUUAAAUGGAAAUCUAUUAACAGGUUCACUGCCAGAUGA
Molecule: messenger RNA, 675 nt
Organism: Lathyrus oleraceus (garden pea)
Lineage: Eukaryota; Viridiplantae; Streptophyta; Magnoliopsida; Fabales; Fabaceae
Product: T-complex protein 1 subunit epsilon-like
Exons: 4
Coding region: 1-675 (224 amino acids)
Molecular function (GO): ATP-dependent protein folding chaperone; ATP binding
Source: RefSeq, a predicted model, not a curated record